AUGGAGAAGGAAAAGAUCACGGAGAAGAUUGCGGCUUUGCCGCCAGAUGCUAACUACUUCUCCCUGGAGUUCUUCCCUCCAAAAACUAGGAUGGGUUUCGCGAAUCUGUCUGCCCGUCUUGAGCGCAUGGCUCAAGCGCUUCGCCCGCUUUUCGUCACAGUCACUUGGGGUGCAGGCGGUAGCACGGCGGCCCGCUCCCUCGAGUUGGCCGAAGUAUGCCAGCGCCAGCUGCAGUUGACCACAGUCUUACAUCUGACAUGCACGAAUAUGAGCAGAGCUUUGGUCGAUAUGGCACUGGAAGAAGCCAAGGUUCUCGGCAUUCGCAAUAUCUUAGCCUUGCGAGGUGACCCCCCACGCAGCGAAGAAUACAACAUGCACGGCGAAGAUGAUAGCAACAAGGACUUCACAUUCGCCGUGGACCUGGUGCGGUACAUUCGCAAGCAGCAUGGCGACUACUUUUGUGUCGGUGUCGCUGCGUAUCCAGAGGGUCACCCUGCAGAUUCUUUCCAGGAUGUUCAGGACCCGGCUCGCGACUUGCCCUAUCUGAUCGAAAAGACAGUUGCUGGCGCAGACUUCAUCAUGACACAGCUCACAUAUGAUAUUGAGGCCUAUCAGAGGUUUGAGAGCAUGCUGCGCAACCACGAGUCGGGCGUGUUCAAGAGCAUCCCAAUCAUUCCGGGUCUAAUGCCCAUCCACAGCUACAAGAUUCUCACUCGAGUGACCAAGCUUAGCCAUGUGCACCUUCCUGAUCCGAUCGCGAAGCGCAUGGAGGAGCUGAAGCACGACGACGAUGCCGUGAAGCGUGCCGGUGUUGAUAUUGUAAGCGAGAUUGUCGGAGGGAUGCAAGAGAUGAAAUCUCCUGGCCCGCGUGGUUUCCAUUUCUACACCCUGAACUUGGAAAAGACGGUCUCUUUCAUCCUCGAACGCUGCGAUCUGAUUCCCGCCUUUACCGACGUCGAAGAUGAUUACGCUCUGGUUGAAGCCGACGGAAUCGUUGCCGGUGGUGUACCAGCUCGCCUGCGACGCCGCGCCUCAUCCGUCAACUCUCAGCCACAUAAUCGAGUCAUCGUGGACAAGUAUUCCGAGAAUGUCUCAUCGCACGACUCCGUACACGAGGCUCUUGCCAAUAGCGCAGGACAGCCAGCAAUGCUUCCUGGCAGAAGUACGACCCUGCAGAUUUCAGAGGGUCUCGGCGCGCUUGGUAGAGAGGCUACAUGGGACGACUUCCCCAAUGGUCGUUGGGGUGACGCACGCUCCCCGGCGUUUGGUGAAAUUGAUGGUUAUGGACCAUCUCUUCAUGUUUCUUCUCCAGUGGCCCGCCGAAUUUGGGGCCACCCAGUUGAGCGCUCCGAUAUCAGCACUCUUUUCCGCCGCCACGUGUCUGGCGAACUCUACAUGGUCCCGUGGUCUGAGGGUGGUGCAGACGAGGGGGCCGGCCUCAAUGCGGAGACAGAGCUCAUUCGUCCGGAGCUUCUCAAGCUCAUCGAUGGUCGCGGUUGGUGGACCCUCGCCUCACAGCCUGCUGUGAAUGGCGUUCGCAGCGACCACCCAAUCUUCGGCUGGGGUCCUCAGCGCGAGGGAUUUGUGUUCCAAAAGCCAUUCGUGGAGUUUUUCUGCUCGAACAAGGACUACACGAAGAUCCUCAAGCCUCUCUUUGAGAAGCAUGGGCACGAUAAGCUCGUUUGGUUUGCUACCAACAACACUGGCGCGUUUGAAUCAUCUCUGCCCACGCAGCCCGCGGAUGUCGAUCUGGACAAUCUAGAUUCCAACCCUGACAGUGUAAAUGCUGUGACCUGGGGCGUAUUCCGCGGCAAGGAGAUUGUCACUCCGACCAUCAUCGAAGAAGUUAGUUUCCGGGCGUGGGGAGAAGAAGCUUUCCGUAUCUGGGAUGAGUGGCGUCGCAUCUACCCACGUGGCUCCCCUACUGAACGCUUCCUGGACGAACUCAAGAAUGACACUUGGCUUGUAUGUGUCGUUGGCCAGCAAUUCGGCGCUGGUACGCCUCGCGGUAGCAAGGAAGAAGAAGACGAGGUCAAGUGGAUGUGGCGGGUGUUGGCUGGGGAGGCGCACUGA
Molecule: messenger RNA, 2073 nt
Organism: Penicillium diatomitis
Lineage: Eukaryota; Fungi; Ascomycota; Eurotiomycetes; Eurotiales; Aspergillaceae
Product: methylenetetrahydrofolate reductase (NAD(P)H) MET12
Exons: 2
Coding region: 1-2073 (690 amino acids)
Biological process (GO): tetrahydrofolate interconversion
Cellular component (GO): cytosol
Molecular function (GO): methylenetetrahydrofolate reductase [NAD(P)H] activity; FAD binding
Source: RefSeq, a predicted model, not a curated record